AUGAAUAAUAUGACGAUGAUCGAUUCUUUGAUUUUGAUUGUAAGUUUUUUUAUCAACGUCAUCUCUGCGCAGUAUCCAUGUUCAUGUUCAUGUUGUCUUGGUCAGAACUGUCAAGUGGCUUCAAUUGGAAAUGUUUACGCUCCGUAUUGUACAGCUGACAGUUGUCGUUCAACAUGUCGUAGUCAAUAUUCUCUAUGUUCAGCAGAUUAUCCCUACGGACUAUCAAGCGGACAAUGUUUAAGCGCGGUAAUUGCGACUCCAGUAAAUGGAUCCUAUUCCUGCCGGUGCGAUUGCUGUAACACAGGAAGCCCAACAUGUUCAACGUUGCUUGUUGGGUAUACGUCGGCUUAUUCAUGUUCAAGUGGGUCAUGUAGUGUAGCAUGCGCUUCAACCUAUCCACUUAUAUGUAUUUCAAAUCAGUAUGGACAAACAAUAGGUACAUGUCUGGGAUUAGCCACAGCAUCGACAACUACAACCACAAUAGGACCCUAUCUCGGCAAUCCCUGUUCGUGUUAUUGCUGUAAUUCGACUACAACUUGUUCACCGUAUAUCUAUGUAGGAAAUACGUCAGCUACCCUUUGUUCUACCUAUGCCUGUACAUAUGCUUGUCAAAUCCGAUAUCCAUCAAUAUGCCCAUUAUUGACAGCCGUUGGACAAACAUUAGGACAAUGUACGACUUACACGAGUGGCGCGACAGUGUGUCACUGCAAAUGUUAUGGAAGUGUGUCUUCUAUCGAUUAUGAUCUUUACACCAGUGGCGAUUGUGUAACAUGUUCAGGAAUUUGUUCGCAAUAUACAAAGUGUGUUAAUAGUUAUCAAGUGACAUAUACGUGUAAUUCUAGUUCAAAAUCUCAGAGACGAUUCUUUAUUUAUUCAUUGAUAUUUUCAUCCAUUUUGAAACUUCUAUUUUACAAGUAG
Molecule: messenger RNA, 918 nt
Organism: Adineta ricciae
Lineage: Eukaryota; Metazoa; Rotifera; Eurotatoria; Adinetida; Adinetidae
Source: the annotation of a GenBank genome assembly